Closterium sp. Naga37s-1 is the source of this 3563-nucleotide messenger RNA. Lineage: Eukaryota; Viridiplantae; Streptophyta; Zygnematophyceae; Desmidiales; Closteriaceae. The record is from the annotation of a GenBank genome assembly.
AGGACGUUCUGAAGAGUAUAGCCACGGAGUGGGCGUCGGCUGCCAAUGCAGCGUCAUGGCAAACGCGCAGUGUUUGCAGCGAGAUGUUGGGCAUUGAGUGCAAGGAUGGCUACGUCACAUCCAUGACUGUCAGUAAUCAACCUCUCUGGAAUCCCAUUCCCACUGCCAUCAGCGGCUUACAGCGCCUUGAAACACUCACUCUGAUUGGCUGCAACUUAGUAGACUCGCUGCCACGCGCCCUCUUUACAUUAGGCCGUCUUACUAGCCUGGUUCUGUCCAACAACUCCCUAUCUGGCUCUAUUCCUUCUGACAUCAGCAGGCUGAGCAAUCUGGAAUACCUUGGAGUGGAAGUGAAUAGCUUGUCGGGUUCAUUGCCAAGGGAAAUGUCAACUUUAAAGAAGCUUAAGGACAUGAGAGUAAGCAGCAACGUCUUCAAUGGAUCGUUUCCACAGUUCAUUGCCUCAUUCACUAACCUCUCCAUCUUGUGCCUGGACAACAACAGGUUCUCCGGAUCCCUGCCUGCUUCUCUUCCACAGCUGCAAAGACUCACACGACUGCACCUGGACUCCAACCGCUUUCAAGGAAGCAUCCCAUCCUUUUUAGGGAAUCUGUCCGAGCUUCGAUAUUUGUUGCUGGGCGUGAAUGACUUCAACGGCACCAUCCCCUCAUCACUGGCGAACCUCAAGAAUCUGGAGGCCCUUUCCCUCCGUGACUUGCGCGUGCAUGGUCUGGUGCCUCCCGCACUCUCCUCACUGCAGAGGCUUUGGUACCUGGACUUGUCUUCCAUGUCUCUGUCAGGACCGUUGGCACCCAUGGUCAACCCGCUGACCAACCUUGAGAAGCUCCUCGUGGCGUCCAACCAGUUCACGGGCGCCGUGCCCAUGCCAGCCUCCAGGUCGUUGACGCUGCUGGACGUGCACAGCAACUACUUCACCUCCGCCCCCACGCGCCCCAAGAACUGCGCAGCUCUGCACCUCAUGCUCACUCAGAACUGCCUGUCCACGACUUUGACUCUGUGCGGGGUGGCCGAAGAACAGAGGAGCAGGGAGAGCUGCGCAGCAUUCUGUGGGGUGGGGCAGGCAGAGGCGUUGUGCAGCGGGCAUGGGUACUGCUUCAUGAAUGACACUAGUGAGAUGGCGGAGUGUGCGUGUGACGCGCACUACUCCACUCGCGACGACCCCCAAACGUGCUCAUACACAAUUGACCCCGUGCUGGCCUCCUCUGCCACCACUCCGAUGGUGUUGAGCGGCUCGGCGCUAACCUCUGCAGGCGGCGCGCUGCUGCUGACCCCCAAGGCCAACGCCACCUGGGGCACGGCCUUCACAGCCGCGCCUCUCCCCCUCUUCUCCUACUUCAACACCAAGGCCACAUGCGGUUACCAGCUCGCCUUCAACGCAUCCCUUGCCUUCUCCCUCGACCCGGAGGCAGAGGCGGGCGGGGAUGGGCUCGUGUUUGUCGUUGCUGCGGCGCUGCCAGACCGGCUGGGAGGGGUGGGGAAGCGGAGUGUGGCGGUGGAGUUUGACUCGGUGCUGAGUGUGAAGCACAGCGACCCCAACGACAACCACGUGGGCGUCAAUGUGGGCGGCUCACCUGUGUCCCUCGCCUCUGCCACGGCCCCUCUCAUCCUCAACGACGCCCACACCAAGCACGCCUGGAUCCACUACGACCCCUCCAGCGGCGGCACUCUCCGAGUCUACCUCUCCUCCGACCCCCAGCAGCCCCCCACCCCCACCCUCCGAGCUCGAGUGUCGCUCUGCUCCAUCCUGCAGCCCAGGGCGUCCACUGCUGCAUUCUACGUCGGCUUCACUGCAUCAUCCACGACCGCCCCACAAGCACACUCCGUCCUCAACUGGGCCUUCAGUGCAGAUAUUCCGCUGAACCCGCACUUUGACCCUUCAAACCUGGCGUUGGGGUUUGUGUUGGACGAGGACUCCUUCUCAUCGCAGGGCUUCAACGCCGCCUUCCACUACGCAAGUGCGGGCUUCGACCCCGCGCAGGACAACAGCCCCGCGUGGACUGUCAAGUCCUACAGCACCUGGGUCUUGCCUGAAUCCACCUGGCCUGUCAAGAACCAAAAGGGGUGUGGUGAUUGCUGGGCGUACGCAGUGGUGGCAGCGGUGGAGGCAGCCCACAGGAUCGCGAGCAACUGGGCGCAGCCCCCCGUGCUGUCGGUGGAGCAUCUGCGCCUCGCCCUCUCCUCCAACUGCGACGGUGGCUCGCCCACCAAGGCGCUGCAGUUCCUCCUCAACGCCACCGCGCAGGGCAAGGGCUUGCUCGAGGAGGCCGUGUACUCCCCAGGGCUGGCUCUUAGAAGGAGAUCGUUGGCGAGCACCAGGUACUACGGCAUCCGCGGCAUUGAGCGUACGGGGUUCUACGGGUGGUUUGGGCUCAUGCUGGCAGUGCAGCGCCAGCCUGUCAUUGUGCACAUCGAGGCGUCCGCACCCUCCUUCCAAGACUACGAUGGGAGAGGCAAGUACGCGGACGAGGAGUGUUUCAGCAACCACCUGAACCACGUGGUGCUGGUGGUGGGCUACCUCUCUGCGGGCUCCGACCCCUCCACCUCCGUGCCGCCGCCCUUCUGGAUCAUCCGCAACUCAUGGGGCACAGGGUGGGGCGACCAGGGCCACAUGCGCAUGGACAUUCGCAGUGGCGAUGGCAUCUGCGGCAUCAACACUCUCCCGGGCCUCUUCCCUGUCGUCAGAAGCAGUGCUGAUCCGUGUGGGUCACGCUCCUUCCAGUACAGCAUUCAAGGCCCCGCCUUCAACCCGUGUGGGCGGUUCAGCUGCAGCAAGAAGGGCACCAGCAAUCGCUGCAAGUGCACUGACGCCCGCUUUGCUCAAGUCAAGAACACCGAUGGAUCGUACACCUGUGCCUAUGUGGACGUGUGUGGGUCCAGCACUCGCAACCCGUGUGUGGUGGGCACGUGUGUGAACGAUGACAAGGGCAGCUACUCCUGUGUGUGUCCCCCGGGGUUCAUCCAGGGCACCACCCUUGCCAACACCGCCUCCUGUGCUCCGGGGGAUGCAGGGGGGGUGUACACGGUGCGGCAGAGCAACGUGUGGUGCUCCCAUGUGCAUCCCAUAUUUGCCCUCACACUGGACCAGUUCCUGCAGCAGAACAAGGGCAUCUCAUGCUCCGCUCCUCUGCGCAUCAGCUCAAGCCUCCUGGUCAACUCCACAGUCGAUGCAUGCUCUGUCUUCUACACCACUGUGCUGGGCGACACGUGCACGGGGGUAGGGAGGCAGGUGGAGCUGUGUGGGGCGGCGGCGUCGGAUGCGGAGUGUGAGGCGGCAUUUCAGGCGCUCAACCCCGCUGUGGACUGCUCCUCCCUGAGGCCCUCCCAGGCGGUGUGCAUCGAGAGGGACCCCGGGGUGGCGAAUGUGACAGUGGUGUGCGACCAGUACUACCGGGCGCACCUCAACGACACGUGCGACAGCAUCAGGCAGCUGGCGGAGCCUCCUCUCAGCCCCGUGGACUUCUACCGCCUCAACCCCGGCGUCAACUGCAACCAGCUCAUCCCCCUCAAGAAAUACUCUGGCUCCACCACCACAUUUGGUGCUGAG